AUGGAGCCCUUCACAGCGCGCAGCACCAGUCCGCAGCCGGAGGCAGGGGCCGACGGCGGCCGCAGCAGCAGCCCGGGAGAGGAGCCCGCUCCGGGCGGGCCGCUCUGGACCGCAGUGUUCGAGUACGAGGCGUGCGGCGACGACGAGUUGAGCCUGCGGCCGGGGGACGUGGUGCAGGUGCUGUCGCGGGACUCGCUCGUGUCCGGGGACGAGGGCUGGUGGACCGGGCGGAUCGACCAGCGCGUGGGCAUCUUCCCCAGCAACUACGUGAGCAGCAGCGCGCACAGCCGCCGCCAGGGGGGCGCCCAGGAGCUGCGGCCCCACUACGCGCCGCCCCCGGCCAUACACCUACUGGAGAUUGACUUCUCAGAGCUGGCUCUGGAGGAAAUCAUUGGCAUAGGAGGCUUUGGAAAAGUCUAUCGAGCUGUUUGGGAAGGAGAUGAGGUUGCUGUCAAGGCAGCUCGUUAUGACCCUGAUGAGGACAUCAGCCAGACCAUUGAGAAUGUCCGCCAAGAGGCCAAGCUCUUUGCUAUGUUAAAGCAUCCCAACAUCAUUGCCCUCAGGGGAGUGUGUCUGAAGGAACCUACCCUCUGCCUGAUCAUGGAGUUUGCCCGUGGUGGGUCGCUAAAUAGGGUGCUGUCAGGUAAAAGGAUCCCCCCAGACAUACUAGUGAACUGGGCAGUCCAGAUUGCCAGGGGAAUGAAUUACCUGCAUGACGAAGCGAUUGUUCCUAUUAUCCACCGUGACCUCAAGUCCAGCAACAUAUUGAUACUCGAGAAGGUGGAAAAUGGAGACCUGAGCAACAAGAUAUUGAAGAUCACGGAUUUCGGCUUGGCCAGAGAAUGGCAUAAAACCACCAAAAUGAGUGCAGCUGGAACAUAUGCCUGGAUGGCUCCUGAGGUCAUCCGCUCCUCCAUGUUCUCCAAAGGCAGCGAUGUGUGGAGUUAUGGUGUGCUGCUUUGGGAACUGCUAACUGGGGAGGUACCAUUCCGAGGAAUUGAUGGUCUAGCAGUAGCAUACGGAGUUGCCAUGAAUAAACUUGCCCUUCCGAUCCCAUCCACAUGCCCAGAACCUUUUGCCAAACUCAUGGAAGACUGUUGGAAUUCUGACCCACACUCACGACCAUCUUUCGCCAAUAUACUAGACCAACUCACUACCAUAGAGGAGUCUGGCUUCUUUGAAAUGCCCAAAGAUUCCUUCCACUCCUUGCAGGAAGACUGGAAGCAUGAGAUCCAGGAGAUGUUUGAUCAGCUUAGAGCCAAAGAAAAGGAGCUGCGCACAUGGGAGGAGGAGCUGACCCGUGCUGCACUCCAGCAGAAGAACCAUGAGGAGCUGCUGCGGCGGCGGGAGCAGGAGUUGGCGGAGCGUGAGAUUGACAUCCUAGAAAGGGAGCUCAACAUCAUCAUCCACCAGCUGUGCCAGGAGAAGCCUCGGGUGAAGAAGCGCAUAGGCAAGUUCAAGAAGAACCGUCUUAAGUUGAAAGAUGGCAAUCGCAUCAGCCUCCCUUCAGAUUUCCAGCACAAAUUCACUGUACAAGCAUCUCCAACCAUGGACAAAAGGAAAAGCUUGAUCAGUAGUUGUUCCAGUCCUCCUGCAAGUCCUACCAUCAUUCCCAGACUCAGGGCCAUACAGUUGACACCUGGCGAAAGCAGCAAAGCAUGGGGAUGCAACUCAGUCUUACAGAAGGAGGAAGGAGAGGAGGAAGAGAAGAGAAGCCAGAAGAAGAAAGGGCGUACCUGGGGACCAAGUUCUCUUUGUCAUAAGGAGUUAGCUGCAGGAGAAGAUGGCCUGAAGUCUCUGGUAGAUGGAUACAAACAAUGGUCAUCUAGUGCUCCAAACCUAGGGAAGGUCCAGAGAACUACACCUGCCUUGCCAGGAUUCACCAGCCUAGCAGAGAUGGAGGAUGAGGACAGCGAGUGUCUUAAUGGAGACGAAACGCACCCUUCACCUGGGCGCACCCCAUCGUACCUCUGCAUCCCAUUUCAGAAGAGCGGAGACUUGGAUGGCCCACCCAGUGAUGCCAAUGAGGAGUCCACCCCCAUGAAUUCUGCUACAAGCACCCCUCAGCUCACCCCGACCAAUAGCCUUAAGCGGGGUGGCUCCCAGCAUAAGCGGUGGGAGGUUGCCUUGCUCGGUUGUGGAGCAGUGCUGGCUGCUGCAGGCCUGGGCUUUGAUCUGUUGGAGGCAGGCAAGUGCCAGUUGCUGACCCAGGAUGAGCUGGAACCACCCAAGGAGGAGAAGAAGAAGCGCGACAGUAUUUUCCAGCGGGCUGGGCGCCCACGCAGAAGCACCAGCCCACCUUCCCGGAAGCUCUUCAAGAAAGAGGACCCCCUGUUGCUGCUGGGCGAGCCAUCCACCUCAUUGACACUCCUCUCCCUGUCUUCCAUUUCUGAAUGUAACUCCACCCGCUCUCUGCUGCGCUCAGACAGUGAUGAGAUUGUGGUGUAUGAGAUGCCCGUCAGCCCUGUGACAGUCAAGGCUCCCUUGCCAGUAGUUACCAACCCGCUGGUCAAUAUACGCAUUGAGAGGUUCAAGCAGGACCCCAACCAAUCCCUGACUCCCACACAUGUGACUCUCUCUUCCCAUGCCCAGCAAAGGGGGCACAGGCGAACCCCUUCUGAUGGGGCCAUCAAAGCGGCUGGACUGGUUGCCAAUGGGUGCUCUCCCAGUGGGUGCACUUCCAGUAACUGUUUAACUGGUGCACUGGGCGCAGGUGUAUUAAAAACUCUCAGCCCAAGCCGAGAUCCAAAUGAGGUCCCUCGCCUGCCAGACCCCAACCUUGUCUUUCCUCCAACCCCAAGACGCUGGAAUGCACAGCAGGACUCCACACUGGAGAGACCCAAGACCUUGGAGUUCUUGCCAAGGCCACGCCCUUCUGCCAAUCGGCAGCGGCUUGAUCCCUGGUGGUUUGUGUCCCCCAGCCAAGCCAGGGGUGAAUCCUCUGCCAACAGUUCAAGUACUGACACCCCAAGCAAUCUGGACUCCUGCUUUGCUAGUAGCAGCAGCACUGUAGAGGAGAGGCCAGGACUUCCUGCUCUGCUUCCUUUCCAGGUGGGUAUUCCUGUAGAGGAGCGGAUGCUAUUGGACAUAGAUGUUGAGGGGCAGAGCCAGGACAGCACGGUUCCGCUAUGCAGAACUGAACUUAAAACAACCAAACCUGCAGCGUAUGAACUGAAACAAGAGUUCUGGUCUUAG
Molecule: messenger RNA, 3195 nt
Organism: Emys orbicularis (European pond turtle)
Lineage: Eukaryota; Metazoa; Chordata; Testudines; Emydidae
Gene: MAP3K9
Product: mitogen-activated protein kinase kinase kinase 9
Exons: 11
Coding region: 1-3195 (1064 amino acids)
Biological process (GO): signal transduction; protein phosphorylation
Cellular component (GO): cytoplasm
Molecular function (GO): protein binding; MAP kinase kinase kinase activity; ATP binding
Source: RefSeq, a predicted model, not a curated record